Messenger RNA from Trypanosoma theileri, 978 nucleotides. RefSeq lists its product as uncharacterized. Lineage: Eukaryota; Euglenozoa; Kinetoplastea; Trypanosomatida; Trypanosomatidae. Bases 1 to 978 code for a protein of 325 amino acids. The record is from RefSeq and is a predicted model, not a curated record. The transcript has a single exon.
AUGUUGUUGUUUCGUGUGUUGUGUUUUCUGACAUUGCUGUGUGUUGCGUCUCUAUGUUCCUCAGCGGACACGAUAUCCUCUAUUACCGAAACUCCUGCUGCUUGCAAUGAGGGUUCUGAAGGUGCUGCUGGUAAAUGUAAUAAUCUCUCUACUGCUGUGAGUGUAGAACCACAACAACCACUUCGUCCUGCUGAUUCUGAAUCUGGUGACGACCCUUGCAAAACUGUUUCUGGUGGUCCUACUAAAGCUUCCUGUCCUACUACGCCGACAAUUGCUGGACCUCAUGGAGUUGCUGGUAGUGGUACCAUGAAUACUUCCCAAGUGUCUGACCCUGGUGAUGGUCUUGCGGGGAGUGAAAAACAGCAGCAGUUGGAACGUGAGAAACAGCAACCAGGUGAUGCUGUUUCAGAACCCCCUGGUACUUUAACUGGUGUAAACCAAGUGGGGAGUCAACCCGUUCUGUCAGUGCCAGGAAGUAAAGAUGGAAGGCAGGAAAAUGAGAUGAAUGGCGAUCCGGGGGUGAGUGCUGAAGGAUCACCAACACCAGGUCAAGUGAUCAGUGGAGAGACUGAACAGAAUAACAGAACUCAACAGCCCGGAGGAAAUGGUUCACAGUCCUCAGAUUCUUCAGGUGUAUCUAAUACAGAUACAAGAGAUUCUCAGAGCACCCACAGCGGUACAACAGAACAACCUCAAUCUUCGGACAACAACCAAACUUCUCAAGAACAGAAUGGUGAAGCUGAGAAUGCUAAUGGUGCUGCGAAACCCGCAGAGGAUGAGCCAACGAAGGACACUGAAAGUACAACCAAUAAUGAGGAAUCAACCACUACCACCACAACAACAACAACACUUCCUCUUGAACUCACAAACAACAAGAAGAAGAGUGAUGCAGACAGCAGCAGCAGUAUCAGCAGUUCUCUGUGGGUGCGUGUACCACUACUGAUUGUGGUUACACUGGCCUGUAUUCUUGUAUGCUGA